Xyrauchen texanus (razorback sucker) is the source of this 1966-nucleotide messenger RNA. Its product is annotated as nectin-1. Gene Ontology annotation, cellular component: adherens junction. The transcript is spliced from 5 exons. The record is from RefSeq and is a predicted model, not a curated record. Gene Ontology annotation, biological process: homophilic cell-cell adhesion; heterophilic cell-cell adhesion. Lineage: Eukaryota; Metazoa; Chordata; Actinopteri; Cypriniformes; Catostomidae. Bases 136 to 804 code for a protein of 222 amino acids.
UGCACACGGAGUAUGUGAAACGGACGCUUCAGCCUGGCAGUCGGAAUAAAGUACAACACGGACGUUAUUCUCUGCAUUGAUCAGAACGUCAUUCCUCAAACAAUUAGGCGAAGCAGUUCCCUCAUUUAUUUAAGAAUGCUUUCCCGACAGUUAAUGGCUAUAAGUUUUGCUUGUUAUUUUCUCAUCAGCAAAGGAGAACGAGCCACAGUAAGGCCUGCAAGUGUGAGGGUUACUUCUGAUGAGAUUCCUGUUGUUGGAUACUCUGAGUUUACCUUGGUGACCUGCACAGCUUCCAGAUCCCAGCCAGCAGCCCAGGUCUCAUGGCAUUUGGGCACCUUGAUUGAUUCUGUGAAGGUAUUGACCAGCACUGUUAAACAUCUGGAUGGGACAUACACAGUCACAAGCAGUUUGUCUGGAGUCCCAACUGUAGAGAUGAAUCAACAACAUGUCCAGUGUGUAGUGAGACAUUCUACAUUGAAAUUGGAAAUUGAUCACAAUAUUGUUGUUCACUAUCCACCUCAGUUGGUCUCUGUGACACCACUUGAGAACUUUUAUAGUUCUCACGGGUAUCAGUGUGAGGCGGAUGCCAAUCCUGCAGCCACACACUUCAGCUGGCACAGGAUGAACCAGGCUAUCCCUGAUGAAUCCAUUAAAGUAGAGGGGAACAAACUGUACUUCUUGAAAUUGACACCUGACCUCAGUGGCCUGUAUAUCUGCAAUGCUUCAAACAAGUAUGGUGCUGGAUUUGGCUCACUGUACUGGCACAAAGGAGAAAAGAUGGAAGACAACCAUUCAGAGCUUUGAACACUUAAUCCUGACAUAAUUCACCUUUUCUCGCUGUCAUUUAACAAAUAUUUAAUUUAAACAAACAGGAAUUUGAUUGAUUAAUCGAUGAUCAAUUAUUCGUUGUGGUGAACGUCAAUUAACCAAUUUCAUCACACAUGCAUUCAGUAAUCAUGCCAGCAGAUAGUGAAAAAAUCUGCCUAUGUAGUCGCUUGCAUGUUGCAUGUCACAUCCUGUCAGCAAAAUAGAAUAAAAACACAGACGCUCAUUCUUCACUUCCUAGCUUGUAAAGAUGAACUAGGCUUAAUGUAUUGUUGGAGCAUUUCUCUAUAGAUAUAUAGAUAUAUAGAGAAAUACAUACAUAGGGGUGCCAUAUAACCACCACCCGCUCCAGAAGGCAUGUUGUCGAAAAUGGGUAGUUGUGCCCUGUGCAUGCAUUUACUUAGGUAGCUGUUUCAUGUUUCCUUCUACAGUUAGGAAUUUUUAUUUUUCUCCAAUGUUGAUGUAUUGAAGUUUGCAUUAUUUAGAAUGGUUGGCCAGUCAAAAAUCUAACUUUGUAAAAAUUAAGUCUUGAUUGAAGAAAAUAUGCAUCUUGUAUUUUUUGAGUUUCAACCUGUACACUACUUACAGUUUAGUACUGUUAUCGUCACUGAUUAAUUGUCAUUAAUUAUGAUAUAAUUUUAAUUCAUUGAAGUCAAUAAUUGUCAAUUCAGAAAAUUUAUUAAAAUUCGCAACCCUAUAAACAACAUAUUACAUUUAUUUGUGAACAAUGCAUUAAUGAAUUAUAGUUUUGUAUAUAUGUUUUUGUAUUUGUUACAAUACAACCCAUACCUCUUUACCAAAGGGGAUAUUUUGCAUCUUUACGACCAGAGCUGCUCUCAAUGACAAAAGCUGUAGGUGAGGGUAUAUGGAAAGUUUAGUCACCAUCUUUGUGUACAAAAUUUCACAGGGAUAUAAACAAUUCCCAAAUCAAGGAUCGCAGUUGUGAAAACACUACAAUAUACAUUCAGUACAACAUUGCUGUAUUUUAGACGGUUUAUUAUAGUUAGUAGUUUAUUUGUCUGUUCUAUUUUUUAUAUUGUUGUUAUAAUCUUUUAGUGCUACUGUGUACGUCUGUGUUUUGUGUGUGUUCUGGCUGCCUUGCAUGGAGUCCAAAACAAAUAACCUGAGCAGCGCAAUAAAG